AUGCAUGUUGUCUUUAAAUCCAGGGUGACCAAACACUUGAAGGCCCUCAAAGCAAAGAUGCCCAGAUUUGGCAUUUUCCCAACUGGGGGUUGUUUUGAUGGAUGCAGGGAUCAUACUCAACAAGCCUCAGGUUUUGGGACAAGGAUCUGGAACCUGUGUGACAAGCCUCUGGAGCUGCAAAUAAGAGUUGGUUCUAUACUGAAAAAAGUUCACACAAUAAAACCAGGCUCUUCAAAGAGGCUGAAAUGCAAGAGCAUAUACAAAGCCUAUAUGCCUGGAGGUGGUGAGAUUGGGAGUGGUGGCAUGAAGAGCUUGCUCUAUUACUAUGAUGAGACUUGCCACCCUUAUGUUUGGAUUCAUGACACUGGUGGUGGUGACACAUUGAGAAUGGUCAAGCAGCAAUAUAUUAGCCUUGAGGACCUCAGAGACUAUUGUGAGAUCAGAAUCUUUAGGGAUCAUCAAAGAGGCUGCAUAUCGGUUCGCAAGAAACCCAGGCCAGAUUUUUGCUGA
This is a messenger RNA of Prunus armeniaca (apricot), 510 nucleotides long. NCBI's taxonomy places the organism in Eukaryota, Viridiplantae, Streptophyta, Magnoliopsida, Rosales, Rosaceae. The record is from the annotation of a GenBank genome assembly.